AUGGCCCCCAUUGAUUUUAAACUCGCAGCCCGAGCGAACGAUGGAUGUCCGAGUACCCUUUCUGGUGGUGCGAUCGCAGGUAUCGUGCUCGGAACCAUGGCCGGAACCCUACUCCUCUUGUGGCUGUGGCGACUCUGCACAAUGCCCGGAGUGUGGAGCAGCACCGAACCAGACGUCGGCUAUCGUCCCCCCGUCACUCGCACUCGGGGCAGCAGGAGAAGGAGCACAGGGUCAUAUGUGGACGUGAUUGAGAAACCCCGCACCUCGCGCAGUACACGACGAUAUCGCGAUGAUGUCCGACGACCAGCUAAGGUUUAUCUGAGCUGA
This is a messenger RNA of Penicillium longicatenatum, 327 nucleotides long. RefSeq lists its product as uncharacterized. Bases 1 to 327 code for a protein of 108 amino acids. NCBI's taxonomy places the organism in Eukaryota, Fungi, Ascomycota, Eurotiomycetes, Eurotiales, Aspergillaceae. The record is from RefSeq and is a predicted model, not a curated record. The transcript has 2 exons.